Messenger RNA from Psilocybe cubensis, 1494 nucleotides. RefSeq lists its product as uncharacterized. The transcript has 8 exons. The coding region runs from base 1 to 1494 and encodes 497 amino acids. The record is from RefSeq and is a predicted model, not a curated record. Lineage: Eukaryota; Fungi; Basidiomycota; Agaricomycetes; Agaricales; Agrocybaceae.
AUGCCGUCUGCAACCGACGCGGCCAAAACCCUCAUCCCACACGGCCCAUUCCAAUAUCCCCCCACCCAAGGUCCCAAGCACACCACAUCGCGCUUGGCCGCUCCUCUCAAGCCCAUCACGUCGUCUUCAGCCAAAGGAAGGCAUUACCGCAUAUUGCCACUGGACAAGCAGGGCUGCGCUGGCUCAGGCGCCCCAUUCACAACGCAACGCAACGCAACGCAGCGCAGCGCGCCCGACCGAGGAGGUGGUACCGCCCAAGUCUAUCCCACCUUUGUCUCUCCGAGUUUCUGUAUCCGCUGUUCUGGUGCUGGCUAUAACACAAUGCAUCUCCUCCCUUUCGCUCUCAUCGCGGCCCAAGUGGCUGCUACCCUCGCUCGGCCUCUGGAGGCGAGACAUCGGGCGUUCAACGCUGUCAAGAACGGCGCGACAAAGACAAAGGCGCUGACGUCCGCCGCUGCGUCGCCUAGCGCUACCGCUCCCCCGGCUAAUGCUGAAGGCGAUAAAAACGAGCUUGAGAUUGAAGGCAAGUUUGGUACUGCGGUCGCGUUGGGAGGCGGGGACAUCAAGACGGACGUGCUAUUCCCCAAAGGCACCGUCGGCGUAUUCGAAGUCGAAUUCCAAGACAAGAACGCGAAUACGGUGACUGUGACGGAGAACAAGACGCCCGGGUUCGCACCUGCUGGAUUCAAGUUCCUCGAUCCGUCAAGCUAUAAAGUCGCGCUGGGAAAGAGCGCGGAUAAUCUGACGCUGCAGAAGAUCGAUUUCAUCUUUGAUGCUAUUCUUCCUGCGUUGAAGGAUGUGGACACGUCCAAGUCGCGCGUGGGCAAGUUGUGCACUGAGACGAACACGUUCGUGAUCAGCGAGGCGCUCGGCGAGGAAGAGUUCGAGGUUGAGGAGAACGAGGUCACGUUGACUGUCAAGAGCUUGAAUGGCGAAUGGGCUGUGUUCAUUCCUACAGCGCAAGCUGCCACCGGCGAUGCAAAGGAGGAGAAGGACGAGACUAUCAUCGAGAGUACGUUCGAUAAAGCCACCGCUACUCCAGCUGGAAAUAAGAAGACCGACAUUUUGUUCCCUGCCAAUGCCGCCGGCCAAUUCGAAGUCGAAGUCAACGCGACAGCCGCCAACGCCAUCACCGUCAAAACCAACCCAAACCCCGUCGCCCCACCCAAAGGCUUCCUCUUCGUCGACCCCGUAUCCUACCAAAUAUCCACCUCAAGCAAGACAUCCACCGCGACGGACAAAGUCAAAGUAGACUACUUCUUCAGCGCGGCGGUGCGCGCGGCCGCGGACAUCAAGCAGGGUGUCAUUGGCAAGCUCGACGCGGCGUCCGGCCAGUUUGUUGUGGAUGUUAAGGCGCUUGGUGCGGGCUUUGAGUUUGAGGUUGAGGAUGAGGAGAAUGAGUGGACUUUGACUGUCCCGGAUUUGAAUGGCGAGUGGGCGAUUUUGAUCCCUCAGGCGGCGGUGCUUAAGGGCCCGACGACGUUGACGAUUUGA